CCGGGGAGCUGAGGCCAAAGUCGAACUUCAUUGUUCACGGGACACUCUCCAGAAGAGCCCGUUGGGCGCGCAUGCGCAGAGCGCGCUCUUUGUGCCCGGCUGCUGCAAGCCGCUUGUUUGUGUCUUGCCUCCGGGCGCGGAGGCGGAGCCGAGGGCGUGGCCUGGUAGGCGCGUCCCGAUUGGGCCGCCGCAGGGAGGUGGGCGGGCACGGGGCGUGGCCUCGGGUAACAACACUCGCGGCCGCGGCCCGGGCUAUUUGUUGCUGCGCCGCCUCGCUCGAGUCAUGGUCCUUGCUCCGAAUCUCCCAGCAGCAGCCGCCACCGCCUCCCCGUGACGCCCGCUUCCCGUCUUCGGACGAACCCCGAGCCUCGCCGCGCCAUGACCGUCGUCUCCGUUCCGCAGCGAGAGCUCGCUCUGGGCGGCCGCCUGGCGCCGCUCGGCUUCCUCGGGGCCCUCCCGAUGGUGAGCCCGGCCCCGCCGCCCUUGCCGCGCCUUCCGGACCCGCGCGCGCUGCCGCCCACCCUCUUCCUGCCGCACUUCCUCGGGGGAGACGGCCCGUGCCUGGCCCCCGCGCCUCGCACCGCCGCGCCGUCCGGAUGCAGCUUGGCCCCGGCGGCCGCCCCGCGGGCGGCGCCCAAGAAGCGGCGGAAGAAGAAGGUGCGGGCCAGCCCGGCUGGACAGCUCCCCAGCCGCUUCCACCAGUUCCAGCAGCACCGGCCGAGCCUGGAGGGCGGCCGCAGCCCGGCGCCGGGGCCGAUCGCCGCGCAGGAGGAGCGAGGCCCAGCGGCCACGGCCCUGCUGCACAGACAACCCCCGCUCGGCAAGGAGGUUUUAAAAUCAAAAAUGGGAAAAUCGGAGAAAAUUGCCCUUCCCCACGGCCAGCUUGUGCAUGGUAUACACUUGUGUGAACAACCAAAGAUAAACAGACAGAAAAGCAAGUAUAACUUGCCACUAACCAAGAUCACCUCUGCAAAAAGGAAUGAAAAUGACUUUUGGCAGGAUUCUGCUUCCCCGGAUAGAAUGCAGAAGCAGGAAAAAAAGCCUUUUAAAAAUACCGAGAACAUUAAAAGCAACCAUUUGAAGAAAUCAGCAUUUCUAACAGAAGUGAGCCAAAAGGAAAAUUAUGCUGGAGCAAAGUUUAGUGAUCCACCUUCCCCUAGUGUUCUUCCAAAGCCUCCGAGUCACUGGAUGGGAAGCCCUGCUGAAAAUCCUGGCCAAAGCCGGGAGCUGAUGGCAGUGCACUUGAAAACACUCCUAAAAGUUCAGACUUAGAUUUUAGUUUUCAAUAUGUAUGUUAAACAUAGAUUUUUCCCAAAUCCUUGGACUCUAAAAGGAAAUGGAUACAGCAGUGGAAACUUGCCAGCAGAUGAGCUUAAGUCACACAUAAGCAGCUUGUAUUAUAUUUUAUAUUUUGUAAAUACUGUAUACCAUGUAUUAUGUGUAUAUUGUUCAUACUUGAGAGGUACAUUAUAGUUUUGUUAUGAAAGUAUGUAUUUUGCCCUGCAGAUGUGGUGGGUGUUUUGUAUAUAUACAGUGGAGAUAUUUUAAGUGGUGCUUACGGCACGUGGAAGACUGUUUGCACAGGUACUGACGUUUUUUUUAAGAACAGCUGUCAGAUCUCAAAAGUGAAGACCUAAUGUGAAAUUCAUGUACUACUGAAGGUGAAAUCUGGCACAAUCACUGUAAACAUGGAGUUUGUCUGUGUUUCUCUAAAUUGACUUGCCUUUUAAUCUGUAAUUACUAGAAAUUUUCCUGUUUUUACCAAACUUGAAUUCUGGACAUCAGUAUGUAGCCAUUAUUGAGAUUUAAAACGCCUCAAAUUUUAAAUGCCAACAAAAUUGGUUGUAAUCAAAUUUUAAAUCAAUAAUAAUUUGGCCUCCCCCCCUUUUAA
Molecule: messenger RNA, 1891 nt
Organism: Peromyscus maniculatus bairdii (prairie deer mouse)
Lineage: Eukaryota; Metazoa; Chordata; Mammalia; Rodentia; Cricetidae
Gene: Pnrc1
Product: proline rich nuclear receptor coactivator 1
Source: RefSeq, a predicted model, not a curated record